Molecule: messenger RNA, 2292 nt
Organism: Chelonia mydas (Green sea turtle)
Lineage: Eukaryota; Metazoa; Chordata; Testudines; Cheloniidae
Molecular function (GO): nucleic acid binding
Source: RefSeq, a predicted model, not a curated record
AUGUACAUUAAUGGCAAGGCAGCCACAGGAUUUGCAGCUCUAUAUGUUGCUAUAGAUAAGGUGUACCAAGGAACCAUUAUAUACAACUCAGCCCAGGCUGCAGAGAUAGUAACCAUUAUUGUAACCUUGGAGAAUGCAGAAACUUCAACGAACAUCACCAUUUGUACAGAUUCCGACAGGGCGAUGAGGGCACUACUGGACUGGAUGGUCGUAUGGAAGGAUACUGGAAAAGAGGUGAACACCUUUGGAGGAGAUCUAAUGUAUAUAGUUAUGUAUGACCAAGAGAAAGAUUCAGAACAAGAGAAAGUAUAUACAUUGGAGGACUUUAAUGAUGAAGAAUACGAGGAAGGAAAUAAUGAGGAGGAAGAAUAUGAUGAGAGCAAAGGAACCAGAAUCCAAAUGAUGGGAAUGAUACCACCUGAAGCCCCUAUGAAACCCUUCCUGGAGGAUAUUAGGACAGAACCAUCACCUAAGGGACCAGUGAAAGUUCACAUUUUGGGAUUCGGGCGUCGGGGAAAAGGAGAAUUGCCACCAACUCAAAUUGCUCUCACUCCUAAGUAUUGGGUCGUUCCUGAAGAUGUUAUGAUUGGAUUAUCUACCAUUUAUUCUUAUGUAGAUCUCACUCUCCACAUCAACGUCCGAAAGCUGACAGUGGUGCGCCUGGCGUGCCAGACCUUCCGGUGGAGCUUUCCUGUUCAGACCAGACCAGGAGACAUUACAGUAGAGGAGUGGGUCAAGUCAGUGAAGGCAGCUCUGUGUGUGCUAAGAGUACCUGAAGAAGAUCAUGUGGACUUCAUAGAGGAGCACCUCAAGGGCCAGGCCAAGGCCACACUAACGGCAGCUAAUGGACUUGCUAUUCCUGUUGUGGGGUGCCUUGAAGCCGAUGUAGGGUACAUGGGUCGAACGAUCCCUGGGAAAUGCAUCUUUAUCCUAGAGGACAGCUUCAGAAAAAACUUUAAUGGAGAACAGAGAGUGGUGCAGGCAGUGAGGGUGGCCCUGGAAGAAAAUGGGGAUGAGCUUCUGGUGACAAAAGUGAAAAAAGGAACACAGGCUAUCACAUCGCAAGUGGCACCCAAUGGAGAACUACCCAUUCCAGUCCAAGUGGACCUCCAACAGUUAACCCCUACACAAGCCAGCCAUUUGUGGGCGCUACUGGAGAAACAUCAAGAGGUCUUUUCCAGGGAUGAGCGAGACUUUGGUUACACCACCACAGUGACCCACCAAAUAGCCACUGGAGAUGCUGUUCCGAUAAAACAGAGACACAGACGGAUUUCACCACGAGUGUUCCAGGAGGUAAAAAAAACCAUCCUGGACCUAGUGACUCAAGGUGUCCUUAAAGAAAGCCACAGCCCCUGGGCAUCACCCGCGGUGACUGUAAUAAAAAAAGAUGGCGGGGUGCGAUUUUGCUGUGACUACAGGAAACUGAAUGAGGUAACGCACAAGGAUGCUUACCCGCUACCCCGGGUGGAAGAGUCACUGGAUGCAUUAGGAAGUGCAAGAGUGUUUUCAACCCUCGAUUUAACUUCUGGUUAUUUCCAGGUUGCAGUGGAAGAACAAGACCAGGAAAAGACAGCAGUGAUGACUCCAUUUGGGCUGUUUGAAUGGACACAUAUGCCAUUUGGCUUGUGUAAUGCACCUGCUACAUUCCAGAGACUAAUGGAGCGGGUGUUGGUAGACUAUAUCCGAGACACUUUGCUGAUAUACCUAGACGAUGUUAUUGUGUUUUCCAAGGAUUUCGAGAGUCAUAUGGAAAAACUGGACUUGGUUUUCACACGAUUGAAGGAACACGGAUUGAAACUGAAGCCAAGCAAGUGCUGCCUCCUACGUGAAAAAGUCAAAUUCUUAGGCCAUGUGAUUUCAAAGGAUGGAAUCCAGGUAGAUGAGGAGAAGACCAGGGCGCUGGAAAAUUGGCCAGUCCCCAGGAAUGCCAAGCAAGUGUGGCAGGCUCUCGGUUUCAUGAGCUAUUAUAGACGAUUUGUUCCAAAGUUUGUGCACAUUGCUGCAUCCCUUUAUGGACUAGUGGGACAACCGGCCCAAAAGAAGGGAAAGGACCAAUGCUUUGUGUGGGAUGAUGCCUGUCAGACAGCUUUUGACGAAUUAAGACAUCGGCUGAUGUCACCACCUUUCCUUGUAGAUCCCGACUUUAGUCUGCCAUUUAUAGUGACAACUAAUGGAAGCCUGCACAGCCUAGGUGCAGUGCUCAGCCAGAAGCAAGAGGGGGCCGAGCGUGUGAUCGCAUAUGCGAGCCGAGGAGGUCAGAAAGAAAUAAGAACUACAGUGUUUUUAAACUAG